CAUUUCGUAGCUUACCAAGUGAAUAUUUUUCCAAUAGACUUCCUUUUAUAGAUCAAUUUAGUUAACAGAAAUAAACUUUGAUAACAUGCGCACAAAAGCUUGGCCUUUUUUUGGGCAUAUUUUCUUAAUUAUUCCUUCUUUAAUAAAAUUAAAUUUUUGACCCAAUCAAUCUCUUGACCAUGUAGAUAUUUUCCAAGUAGUAAUGAGUCUUAAUGAGUGACCUUUUAUUAAGUUUUUAAUAUACGUUAUCGAUUGAAGUUAUUUGAGGGGAGCGAAGAACCCCCCGUGGCCCACGACAUGAUUGUUUCGUUAAAGUCCGCAUCUUUUGAAUGUUGCAUUUUUUGUUACAAUGUUUUUUUAGCAGAAAACAUGUCGGAUACGUCGGAAGAAAGCUGCAAAGCUGACCGAACAGGCGACGGAGGUGAUAACAUGUGCAGAGAUUUUGCUCGAGGAAUAUGCGAUCGAAAAUUUUGCAAGUACAAACACGAAAAUGAAACAAAACCUCUGAACUUUUGCCACGAUUUUCAAAAUACUGCUUGUCCGCGGCCUAAUUGCAAAUUUAUUCACUGUACUACUGAUGAAGAAGAAGAAUACAAAAAAACUGGUGAAAUGUCUAAUCAGAUUUUGAUCGAAGCAACCCGGAAAUGCCAAUUACCUGGCCUGCAGCCAAUUUGCAACCAGUUCCGAAAAGGUAUGUGUCGAAGAGCUUUUUGCAAAUACAGACACGUAACAAAGGAAGAGGAGGAAGCAGAAAUCAUAGAAGUUUUACAAACUAACAACAAUAACAAGAGAAAGUUUGAUCCACCUGUUGUGGGUCUUAUCCAGACUACAAACAAUAAUACCACUCCUGUUGGAACACCAUUUAAUCAGGCCAAAGGCAUUUUACAGAAUGGAGGGCUUCAGUUCGAAAAAUUUGAUGACUGCAACCCACCAUUACAAAAAAGAAGAUUCAUCCCUCCUAUUAGUAUUGAACUUUUAGAUAACGACAUAAAUAGGCGGAGGCCCUUUUUCAAAGGUUAUGUAGCAGGAAAUCCGCCAAUAUUAACAGGCCUUGAUGCUCAUGCUCUGAUGUUAGAAGAAGAAAAUAACUUGCUGCAUAAAGAAAUUGCACAGCUUAAGAAACAGGUUUCUGAUCUCACUGCGACCAAUGAAUUCUUGUUGGAUCAAAAUGCUACGUUAAGGAUUUCCGGCAAAAGGAAUGGGACCGUUCCCUUACCGGCGGUAACAAUUACUAACACCAUCCCUCAAAAUAAUGCAACGCAACAGGUGAUAAGAACCGUUACAGCAAGUGUGGCAACAGUUCCCGUAUCAAUCGCUAACGUUUCGACCGGCACAGCAGUAUCAGGGAACCCCGUAUCAAUUGCAGGUUGUGCUACUGUUAGCAUGGCACCGCCUGCGCAAAUUUUAGCACCAAGCCAACAAAUACUCGUUACGACUAAUCCGUCGUCGCAACUUGCUCUUGCAAACAGUUCUCAAGCACAGCUCGCAAUUGCUCAGCAGAAUCUCGCAAACAACCUUGCAGCGCAGCAAGCGCAACCGCAACUAACAUCUCAAGCCCAACAGCUGGCCCUCGCAAGCACGACACAGCAACUCACGUCCCAAGCUCAGCAUGUGGCCAACCAACAGCUCGUACUCGCGAGCGCACCGCAACAACUCGCUUCACAAGGUCAGCAGAUAACUAUUACUGGUAAUAGCCAACAACUGGCGCCACAGUCACAUCUCACAACCCAAGCCCAACAACUUGGCCAACAACUCACUUCUCAAGCACAGCAAUUGGCUAAUCAACAACUGACAUCUCAGGCGCAACAAUUGGCAUUAGCAAACACAGGACAACAACUCACAUCGCAGGCACAACAAUUGGCUCUCGCCACAACAGGACAACAGUUAACGUCCCAGGCGCAACAGUUAGCGUUGGCAAAUACGCCCCAACAACUGGCCGUCGCUGCAAACGUGUCUCAGCAGUUGGCACUCGCAAGCAACACUCAACAGUUGUUAGCGCAACAAGCGCAAAAUUUGGCCUCCAGUCAACAACUCGAAAUGCAUCGUAACAGCCAAAUGAAUGCAAUAAACACGUCACAAACAAUGGCGAUGUCAAAUGCAACUCAAUCAAUGAUGUCCUAUCCUAUUAUGACACAAACUAUGUCACACACGCUGCCUCACUGACUUGUUCGGGAAAGGGUAGAUAAUACGGUCUUACGACUAAACAUUAAAGACUUCUUUUUUCCGUAGAAUUAAGGAUUAUUACUAUUAUAAUCGUUAUUACGAUAAGUAAUGAUGGUAUCCUAGAAAUGUGCGUUUAAAUUAUUAUAUUAUGGUAAUUAGGUUUUACUAUGAAUUAAAAGUAUAUUAUAUUACAACUUGCUCCAUUUGCGUGGUUCUUCAUUUAAGAAUUAAUAUAACACUUUCUUUCAUGA
Molecule: messenger RNA, 2414 nt
Organism: Agrilus planipennis (emerald ash borer)
Lineage: Eukaryota; Metazoa; Arthropoda; Insecta; Coleoptera; Buprestidae
Product: zinc finger CCCH domain-containing protein 10
Exons: 7
Coding region: 298-2163 (621 amino acids)
Molecular function (GO): metal ion binding
Source: RefSeq, a predicted model, not a curated record